CGGGCUCGGUGAGGGGUGCGGGUCGGCAGCGGGCAGGGCCGGCGUGGCCCCAUGCUGCUGCCGCUCGCCUGCCUGCAUGGGCGGGUGGCGCAGUGCCUAACCUCCCUGCUGGUGCUCGCAGAGCCGUUUCCCAGGCCCCGUCGCAGCGCGAAGGCGCGCAGCACAGCACCGACCAGUGCGGAGCCCGCCCCGGCAGUAGCGAAGAUGGCCGCGGAACUGUACCCGCCCGCCAGUGCCUCUGCAGCUACUGCCACCGACAUCGCCAACAGCAACGCGGCAGGCGCAGCCGAGAGCACGAAGGUCGGGCUUUGCUGUCCGCCCUGCCUGGCACCCGUCCCGUUGCCGCCCUUGCCCGCGCCGCCCCUGCCAGACAACAACAAUCCCGAGAGCCCCAACUGGCAGUCCUUCCAUCCUACGCUGCGCGAGAGGAAUGCGCUCAUGUUCAACAACGAGCUGAUGGCUGACGUCCACUUCAUCGUGGGGGCCCUGGGGGCUGCCAGACGUGUGCCCGCCCACAAGUAUGUCUUGGCUGUCGGCAGCUCAGUCUUCUAUGCCAUGUUCUACGGGGAUCUUGCGGAAGUCAAGUCAGAAAUCCACAUUCCGGAUGUGGAGCCUGCUGCCUUCUUGGUCUUACUAAACGAUGAGAUCGAUCUGGAGGCGGACACGGUGCUUGCCACUCUGUAUGCUGCUAAGAAGUACAUCGUGCCUGCCCUAGCCAAGGCCUGCGUCAACUUUCUGGAAACAAGUCUGGAAGCCAAAAAUGCUUGUGUCCUGCUGUCCCAGAGCCGACUGUUUGAGGAGCCUGAACUGACCCAGAGAUGCUGGGAAGUCAUUGAUGCACAAGCUGAAAUGGCCCUGAGGUCUGAAGGCUUCUGUGAAAUUGACCGGCAGACACUGGAGAUCAUUGUGACCAGGGAGGCCCUCAAUACCAAGGAGGCUGUGGUCUUCGAGGCCGUCCUGAACUGGGCUGAGGCAGAAUGUAAGAGACAGGGCCUCCCAGUCACUCCUCACAACAAGAGGCAUGUUUUGGGAAGAGCCCUCUACCUGGUCCGAAUUCCAACUAUGACCUUAGAAGAGUUUGCCAAUGGUGCCGCCCAGUCAGACAUCCUGACCUUAGAAGAGACCCACAACAUCUUCCUUUGGUACACUGCUGCCAAAAAACCCCUCCUUGACUUCCCCCUGACCAAGAGGAAGGGCCUUGCUCCACAAAGGUGCCACCGCUUCCAGUCUUCUGCCUACCGAAGUAACCAGUGGAGGUACCGUGGGCGCUGUGACAGCAUCCAGUUUGCAGUGGACAGAAGGGUGUUCAUUGCUGGGCUGGGCUUGUAUGGGUCUAGCUCUGGGAAGGCUGAGUACAGCGUGAAGAUUGAACUCAAGCGGCUAGGGAUGGUCCUGGCUCAGAACCUCACCAAGUUUGUUUCAGAUGGAUCCAGCAACACAUUCCCAGUCUGGUUUGAGCACCCAGUCCAGGUGGAGCAGGACACCUUCUAUACUGCCAGUGCUGUCCUGGAUGGCAGUGAGCUCAGCUACUUUGGGCAAGAAGGAAUGACAGAGGUGCAGUGUGGAAAGGUGGCCUUCCAGUUCCAGUGCUCCUCGGACAGUACCAAUGGGACUGGAGUUCAGGGUGGACAGAUUCCAGAGCUCAUCUUCUAUGCCUGAGAUGUAAGGGUUGGAGGACACUUGCCACCAGGCUCUUCCUCCAUGGAGUCUACCCAGUAAGUGCAGUGGAGGUGCAGGACACUGCCAGCUGCCUUACUGAUACCAUUAAAGGCUUGGCUUUCUCUAUCAGCCAGAGUCUGAAACUUGACUUCUCACAGCCUGUGUCAGCUGACCCUAGAUGGCAUUCCACAGGUGGAAGGCAGACUUAGGUCCAAGGUCAUCCCUGAUCCUUGCCAGUGACACCCAAGCUUUAGGACCCUUGGGUUUCCCUCCCCCUUUGGAUUCUAAGUGGUUCCAGCCUACGUUGAGGCCUCCCAUUCAAGCCACAAAAUGCUGAAAAGUCACUUAAAAUGGUUCUAUCCUAUUUAAGUGAAUUUUCAUAAUAAAGGUUUCACAGAACAAGAACCACAUGUAGAUAAGUGACUGUAGGAAUUAAGUGGAGCACUCUCUUUCUCAAUUCCACUGAAAAGACCAUCUUGUCUGUGAGUCUGCAGUGUAAAGCUGUUAAAAAUCAAACGGUGUCUUAGGGAAGCUCAUCUAUUCCCAAGAUGCCUGUGGCUCCUGGGCUGUCUUCUCUCAAAGGCUGCAGAACUCUGCAGAAGGGUGGUACCUCACAUUCUCUUGCUGGGUUAGAUUUAAAGAGUGGGCUACAUGCUCUGCUGCCUGCUUGCUGUGGGGCGCUCUAUGUGGGUUAAGCAGGAUCCCUAGGCCCCAAGCCUCUCUCCUCCCUUGCAGUUGUGUUGUCCUGGAAAAGCAGCUGACCUUCAAAGGCCCACUAGCAGGGCAAUGGUCUCUGGGGCAAGAGUAUGUGCCUUAGCCCAGUGUGCCUACACCAGAAGCUUGGCCCUGUUGGGGCUCAAACAUAUAGUUCCAGACCCUCUGCUGUAGCCUCACGUGGUACCUCUACCAUGAGUUGAUGCUUCAGAAACCAUAAAAUCCCCAUCUUUGCAUAUGGCAAGGACCAUGGCUAGAGGGCAUCUGUUCUUGGAGUGUCCCUCAGUUGUGAGGAGACCCCUGCCUUUCUCAGGGUACCUGCUUCAAAUAGUACAGGUUCCCAACAUGAAGCACUGUACUCUUUCUCUCUGUGUCCUGGCCUUCAUUUGACAGGCGCUGGUAGGCCUUCUGAGUUUGUACCAAAAAUAAUGCCCUACUGGCAAUAUUUACCACAGAUUUUAGGAGACUUUUUUGUAACCUUUGGUGUUCUACUACUUUGACCUGACAUCCUCCUACUCUGAGAGCUUUGGCUGGUUAGUUUCCUAUCUGAGCCCAACCUACCUAUAGCUGGUGCGUUGAUGCAAAGCUCCCUUGCCAAGAGCAGGAACGUCUUCCCCAACACGUACACGUUAACCUAGGGCAAAAAGAAAGAACACAGGAAUCAGUGUUCAG
Mus pahari (shrew mouse) is the source of this 3045-nucleotide messenger RNA. It is a transcript of the gene Btbd6, whose product is annotated as BTB domain containing 6. The record is from RefSeq and is a predicted model, not a curated record. Bases 52 to 1659 code for a protein of 535 amino acids. Gene Ontology annotation, cellular component: cytosol. The transcript has 4 exons. Gene Ontology annotation, molecular function: protein binding. Gene Ontology annotation, biological process: neurogenesis. Lineage: Eukaryota; Metazoa; Chordata; Mammalia; Rodentia; Muridae.